CCUGUAUUAAUCCAGCAUAUAUAUAUAAUACGUUUUGACUUUUACCUAUCAGUCGUGUACUAUCCAAAAGAAUAUGCUUCGUAGCAGGGUUUCGAGUUUUUUGAUUAACCAUGGAAAAAAUCCAAUUAGAACUUUUUCAGCAAAUCCAGCGGUGCGCGGAAGGAAUCCAGUUCGGAGCAUUUCAGCGAAUCCUACGCUUAUACAGCCAAGAAGACAACCAAUUAAAAAGUUCGAGGAAAAUCCUGUCGUGGGACUACAAAGAAGCAAUCAAGUCAGAGCCAUUUCAACAAACCCAGCGCUGAAUUUAAAAGAAGAUAGCGAGGAAUGUCCAGUAUCUUCCUACAACGAAUGGGAUCCAUUAGAAGAAAUUAUUGUAGGAAGAGCCGAGGGACUUACUGUUCCAAACUUAACUGUAGACAUUAAGUCGAUUGUAUCCGAGGAGCAUUGGGAUUUCUUUCAAAGAGAUGCAGGCAAACCUUUCCCCGAAAAAUAUGUACAAAGAGCAAUCAGAGAAGUUGAAGAGUUUUGCAAUAUCUUGCGCCGAGAAGGAAUUGUCGUUCGCCGUCCAGAUAUUGUAGAUUGGGCAAAAGUAUGCGAGACGCCUGACUUUAAAACUGCAGGUCAAGGUUCAGCUAUGCCUAGGGAUUUGCUCAUCGUUUUUGGGGACGAAAUAAUUGAAGCACCAAUGGCGUGGCGUUCAAGAUUCUUUGAAUAUCGAGCUUACCGUAGCAUUGUGAAAGAUUAUUUCAGACGCGGAGCUAAAUGGACAACAGCACCAAAGCCACUAAUGAGCGACGAGCUUUAUGAUUCUAAUUAUCCAGUGGGAGAUACAGAAGAAUCCGAACGUAUGACAAAACAAGGAAAAUUUGUCGUCACUGAAUUUGAGCCAUGUUUCGAUGCUGCUGACUUCAUGAGAGCUGGAAAAGAUAUAUUUGCACAACCAAGUCAAGUGACUAAUUUUAUGGGCAUUGAAUGGAUGAAACGACAUUUGGAGCCGAAAGGAUACAAAAUACAUAUCGUAACUUUCAAGAAUGCAAACCCAAUGCACAUUGAUGCUACUUUUAGCAUUGUUGGGCCAGGACUUGUAAUUGUUAACCCAGCAAGACCAUGUUAUCAGAUCGAUCAAUUUGAAAAGGCUGGAUGGAAACUUGUUGAAGCGCCAAAACCUUGUAUACCAGACUCUCACCCAGUUUGGCUUUCAUCUAAAUGGAUUUCAAUGAAUACUCUUAUGCUGGAUGAAAAUAGAGUCGUCUGUGAAGCGCAGGAGAUCGACACUAUUAAAAUGUUUGAGAAACUGGGUAUGGAAGUUAUCAAAGUAAAUUUCCGCCAUGCAAAUUCCUUUGGAGGUAGUUUUCACUGCUGGACUACGGACAUUAGACGAAGGGGAACCUUACAAUCCUAUUUCUAAAAACUGUGAAAUAUAAAAGGGAUCACUACCUCAACUACGUGAAAAAAAGAUAUACAGAUGCCAAUUUCGAUUCAAUGCAAUUAAUAUUGUUUACUAGAAGUAUGCAUAUUUGUUAUUGUUGUGCCUUGCUUUAUAACCAUACAUGCAUUUGAUCAAUCUUUCAUUUUUGAAUGCCCAUAUCCUAUUCUAUAUGCUGUUACUAUAUUAUAUAAAAUGAAGUAAAAUAUCCAAAGUAGUAACAU
This is a messenger RNA of Styela clava, 1650 nucleotides long. The record is from RefSeq and is a predicted model, not a curated record. Lineage: Eukaryota; Metazoa; Chordata; Ascidiacea; Stolidobranchia; Styelidae.